Lontra canadensis (Northern American river otter) is the source of this 7911-nucleotide messenger RNA. It is a transcript of the gene SETD2, whose product is annotated as SET domain containing 2, histone lysine methyltransferase. Gene Ontology annotation, biological process: regulation of DNA-templated transcription. The record is from RefSeq and is a predicted model, not a curated record. The transcript has 21 exons. Gene Ontology annotation, cellular component: chromosome; nucleus. Bases 108 to 7823 code for a protein of 2571 amino acids. Lineage: Eukaryota; Metazoa; Chordata; Mammalia; Carnivora; Mustelidae. Gene Ontology annotation, molecular function: histone H3K36 methyltransferase activity; protein binding.
GCCGCCGCCGCCGCGGUCGGACCAGCGGCCUCCUCCCCUCCCCUCCCCUCCCGCGCGUCGCCCUGCCGCGGGGAGGGGGCUCGCGUCGCCGUUUCCAGCCGCUCCUGAUGAAGCAGCUGCCGCCGCAGCCACCUCCGAAGAUGGGGGAUUUCUACGACCCCGAGCACCCGACCCCUGAGCUUUCUUGGCUGGAUGGCAAUAGAGAAGAAGAAAGUGAGGCAAAGAUUGAAAAUGUGCAGAAAACAGGUUUCAUCAAAGGACCAAUGUUCAAAGGUGUUGCUUCUAGUCGAUUUUUACCCAAAGGCACCAAGACUAAAGUUAAUUUGGAGGAACAGGGACGACAGAAGGUGUCUUUCAGUUUCAGCCUUACAAAGAAAACUUUGCAGAACAGGUUUCUGACUGCACUUGGCAAUGAAAAGCAAAAUGAUACUCCAAACUCCCCAGCUGGACCUCUUCAAGUAGACUUGACCCCUAAAAUUAAAAUGGACAUUGGAGAUACCUUAUCUACUACCGAAGAAUCUUCCCCACCAAAAUCAAGGGUAGAAUUGGGCAAAAUUCAUUUUAAGAAACAUCUGCUUCAUGUGACAUCCAGGCCACUGCUGACACCUGGCACAGCAGUGACCUCUCCACCUCCUCCCAUAGCACCAUUACCAGCAGUCAUAGCAGAAUCAACAAUUGUAGACUCACCACCCUCAUCUCCACCUCCACCACCUCCACCUCCUCAGGCCACAACACCCUCACCACCAGCACCAGUAACAGAGCCAGUGGCCUUGCCACACACACCAAUCCCAGUUCUGAUGACAGCACCAGUAGAUGUAGCAGUUAGAGCACUGAAGGAACCACCAGUUACAACUGUACCAGAAUCUUCAGAAGUGGACACUAAGCAGGAGGCUGCUGUAUCUAAUAGUUCAGAAGAACACAUAACUCAAAAUUUGAAUGAGCAAGUAGAUAUUCCCUCACAAAAAGAGGAUUCCCAUAUUGGGAAGGAAGAAGAAAUUCCAGAUAGUUCUAAGAGUAAUCUGGGCUCCAAAAAAACAGGUUCUAAGAAGAAAUCCUCGCAAUCUGAAGGCACCUUUCUUGCUUCAGAAUCUGAUGAAGAUUCUGUACGGACUUCCUCAAGUCAAAGAUCACAUGAUUUAAAAUUUUCAGCAAGCAUUGAAAAGGAAAGAGAUUCAAAAAAGAGCUUAGCACCUUUAAAAAAUGAGGAUUUAGGGAAAUCUUCACGGUCUAAAACAGAGAGAGAUGAUAAAUAUUUUAGCUACUCAAAACUUGAAAGAGAUACUCGGUAUAUAUCUUCUCGAUGUAGAUCAGAGAGAGAGCGAAGGCGGAGCAGAUCUCGUUCCAGGUCUGACAGAGGCUCUAGAACUAGUUUAUCCUAUUCCCGGUCGGAGCGAUCCCAUUAUUACGACUCUGAUCGUCGCUAUCAUCGGAGUUCCCCUUAUCGAGAAAGGGCACGCUAUUCUCGGCCAUAUACAGAUAACAGAGCUCGAGAGAGUUCUGACUCAGAAGAGGAGUAUAAGAAGACCUACUCAAGGCGUACCUCCUCUCAUUCCUUCUCUUACAGAGACCUAAGGACAUCAUCAUCCUAUUCUAAAUCUGAUAGGGACUGCAAAACUGAGUCCUCUUACUUAGAGAUGGAGAAGAGAGGAAAGUAUUCUUCCAAAUUAGAAAGAGAAUCAAAAAGGACUUCAGAAAAUGAAGCAAUGAAAAGAUGUUGUUCUCCCCCUAAUGAACUGGUAUUCCGACGGGGGUCAUCCUAUUCCAAGCAUGAUAACAGUGCUUCCCGUUACAAAUCUACCCUUUCAAAAUCUAUAUCCAAGUCUGAUAAAUUUAAAAAUUCUUUCUGUUGUACAGAAUUAAAUGAGGAAAUCAAACCGUCUCAUUCUUCUAAUUUACAGGCUCCUUGUUCAAAAGGUAGUGAUUUAAGAAUGAUUAGUAAAAUUCCUGAAAGAGAAAAGACUGGGUCUCCCUCUCCAUCAAAUCGAUUAAAUGAUUCACCUACUUUUAAAAAGCUAGAUGAAUCACUUAUUUUUAAAUCUGAAUUUAUAGGACAUGAUAGCCAUGGUAGUAUUAAGGAAUUAGACUCUUUAUCUAAGGUGAAGAAUGAUCAAUUAAGAAGUUAUUGCCCCAUAGAAUUAAAUAUAAAUGGAUCUCCUGGAGCAGAAUCUGAUUUGGCAGCAUUUUGCACUUCUAAAGCUGACACUGUUUUGAUGUCGUCUGAUGAUAGUGUGACUGGAUCGGAGGUGUCCCCUUUGGUCAAAGGAUGCAUGCUUCCAUCAAAUGGAUUUCAGAAUGUUAAUAGAUGUAAAGAAAAAGACUCGGAUGAUAGUGGCAUGCUGCAUAGUAAGUCAGGAAGCCCAUUUAGAGAAGCAGAACCUCUGGUGCCACCACACCAAGAUAAACUUAUGUCUUUGCCGGUUAUGACUAUAGAUUAUUCUAAAACUGUAAUUAAAGAACCAGUCGAUAUGACAGUUUCUUGCUGUAAAACCAAAGAUUCAGAUAUAUGCUGUACUUCAAAUGACAAGAACCCUUCAUUGCAUCAUUCUGAAGCUGAAAAGAUUGAGCCUUCAGUUAUGAAGAUUUCUUCAAAUAGCUUUAUGAAUGUGCAUUUGAAAUCAAAAACAGUUAUAUGUGAUAAUAGAAAUCUGACAGAUCAGCACUCAAAAUUUGCAUGUGAAGAAUAUAAGCAGAAUGUUGGUAGCACUAGUUCGGCUUCUGUUAACCAUUUUGAUGAUUUAUAUCAACCUAUUGAGAGUUCAGUCAUUGCUUCAUCUCUUCCAAGUCUUCCACCAGGAAUAAAAGUGGACAGUUUAACUCUGUUGCAAUGCGGAGAGAACACAUCUCCGGUUUUGGAUGCUGUGCUAAAGAGUAAAAGCACAGAGUUUUUAAAGCAUGCAGAGGAAGAAACAGUAGCAGAAGUAGGUAGCGGCCUGCCUGAUUCAGGAAGAGGAUUUGCUUCUUGGGAAAAUAGGCAUAAUAAUGGGUUGUCUGGGAAAUGUGUGCAAGAGGCUCAAGAAGAAGGGAAUUCCAUAUUUCCUGAUAGAAGAGGAAGAGCUGAAAUCUCUUUAGAUGAAGAAGGAGGAAGAGGACAUGUGCAUACCUCUGAUGAUUCAGAAGUUGUAUUUUCGUCUUGUGACUUGAAUUUAACCAUGGAAGACAGUGAUGGUGUAACGUACACCUUAAAAUGUGACAGUAGUGGGCAUGCCUCAGAGAUUGUAUCUACUGUCCAUGAAGAUUAUUCUGGUUCUUCUGAAAGUUCAAGUGAUGAAAGUGACUCUGAAGAUACAGAUUCUGAUGAUAGCAGUAUUCCAAGAAACCGUCUUCAGUCUGUUGUGGUAGUGCCAAAGAAUUCUACUUUGCCCAUGGAAGAAACCAGUCCUUGUUCUUCUCGAAGUAGUCAGAGUUACAGACACUAUUCUGACCACUGGGAAGAUGAGAGAUUGGAGCCAAGGAGACAUUCAUAUGAGGAAAAAUUCGAGAGUGUAGCAAGCAAACCCUGUUCUCAAACCGAGAAGUUCUUCCAUCAUAAAGGGACAGAGAAGAAUCUGGAAGUUUCUUUCUCACAGCCUAGCAGAAAACAAAUAGAUAACCACCUAUCUGAAAUUGCUCAUCCUCAGAGUGAUGGGGUUGAUAGUACAAGUCAUACAGAUGUGAAAUCUGACUUUCUAGGUCAUCCAAAUUCUGAGGAAACCACAAAAGCCAAAAUAGCUUCUAGGCAGCAGGAGGAGCUGCCAGUUUAUUCUUCUGAUGAUUUUGAAGAUGUCCCAAGUAAGUCUCGGCAACAGAUCACUUUCCCUAACAGGCCGGAUAGUCGACUGGGAAAAACAGAGUUGAAUUUUUCUUCUUCUUGUGAGCGAGUGGAUGGUUUCCGUUCAUCAGAAGAGCUCCGAAACCUAGGGUGGGAAUUCUCUCAACAAGAAAAGCCUACUACCACGUAUCAACAACCUGACAGCAGCUAUGGAGCCUGUGGCGGACACAAGUAUCAGCAAAGUGCAGAGCAUUAUGGUGGGACACGUAAUUACUGGCAAGGCAAUGGCUACUGGGAUCCAAGAUCAGCAGGUAGACCUCCUGGAACUGGGGUUGUGUAUGAUCGAAUUCAAGGGCAGGUACCAGAUUCCUUAACAGAUGACCGUGAAGAGGAGGAGAAUUGGGAUCAACGUGGAGGAUCUCAUUUUUCAACGCAGUCCAGUAAGUUUUUUCUGUCCCUUCAGAAGGACAAGGGGUCAGUGCAAGCACCUGAAAUAAGCAGCAAUUCCGUUAAGGAGUCUUUAACUGUGAAUGAAAAGAAAGAUCUUUCAAAAAACUUAGAAAAAAAUGAUAUGAAAGAUAGAGGCCCUCCAAAAAAAAGGAGACAGGAAUUGGAGAGUGAUUCUGAAAGUGAAGGUGAACUUCAGGACAGAAAGAAAGUUCGAGUGGCGGUAGAGCCAGGGGAAACAGCAGUGCCUCCGGGCUCAGCCCUGGUUGGGCCUUCUUGUGUCAUGGAGGACUUCAGGGACCCACAGCGAUGGAAAGAAUAUGCCAAGCAAGGGAAGAUGCCUUGUUACUUCGAUCUGAUUGAAGAAAAUGUUUAUUUAACAGAAAGAAAGAAGAAUAAAUCCCAUCGGGAUAUUAAGCGAAUGCAGUGUGAGUGUACACCUCUUUCUAAAGAUGAAAGAGCUCAAGGUGAAAUAGCAUGUGGGGAAGAUUGUCUUAAUCGUCUCCUCAUGAUUGAAUGUUCUUCUCGGUGUCCAAAUGGGGAUUAUUGUUCCAAUAGACGGUUUCAGAGAAAACAGCAUGCAGAUGUGGAAGUCAUACUCACAGAAAAGAAAGGCUGGGGCUUGAGAGCUGCCAAAGACCUUCCUUCGAACACCUUUGUGCUAGAAUAUUGUGGAGAAGUACUUGAUCAUAAAGAGUUUAAAGCCCGGGUAAAGGAGUAUGCACGGAACAAAAACAUCCACUACUAUUUCAUGGCCCUGAAGAAUGAUGAGAUAAUAGAUGCCACUCAGAAAGGAAACUGUUCUCGUUUCAUGAAUCACAGCUGUGAACCAAACUGUGAAACUCAAAAAUGGACUGUGAACGGACAACUGAGGGUCGGGUUUUUUACCACCAAACUGGUUACUUCAGGCUCAGAGUUAACAUUUGACUAUCAGUUCCAAAGAUACGGAAAAGAAGCUCAGAAAUGUUUCUGUGGGUCAGCUAAUUGCCGAGGUUACCUGGGAGGAGAGAACAGAGUCAGUAUCAGAGCAGCAGGAGGAAAAAUGAAGAAGGAGAGGUCCCGUAAGAAGGAUUCAGUGGAUGGAGAGCUAGAAGCUCUGCUGGAGAACGGUGAGGGUCUCUCUGAUAAAAACCAGGUGCUCAGCUUAUCCCGGCUAAUGGUUAGAAUUGAAACCUUGGAACAGAAACUUACCUGUCUUGAGCUUAUACAGAACACACAUUCACAGUCUUGCCUGAAGUCUUUUCUGGAACGUCAUGGGCUGUCUUUGUUGUGGAUUUGGAUGGCAGAACUAGGUGAUGGCCGGGAAAGUAACCAGAAGCUUCAGGAAGAGAUUAUAAAGACUUUGGAACACUUACCCAUUCCUACUAAAAAUAUGUUGGAGGAAAGCAAAGUACUUCCAAUUAUUCAACGCUGGUCUCAGACCAAAACUGCCAUUCCUCAGUUGAGUGAAGGAGAUGGAUAUUCAAGUGAGAAUACAUCACGUGCUCACACACCACUCAACACACCUGAUCCUUCCACCAAGCUGAGCACAGAAGCUGACACAGACACACCCAAGAAGCUCAUGUUUCGGAGACUUAAAAUUAUAAGUGAAAAUAGCAUGGACAGUGCUAUCUCUGAUGCUACCAGUGAGUUGGAAGGCAAGGACGGCAAAGAGGACCUUGACCAGUUAGAAAACGUCCCUGUAGAAGAAGAGGAAGAGUUACAGUCACAGCAGCUACUCACACAACAGCUACCUGAAUCUAAAGUUGAGAGUGAAAUCACUGUGGAAGCCAGUAAGCUACCCACAUCUGAACCAGAGGCUGACACUGAAAUAGAGCCCAAAGAGGGCAAUGGCCCGAAACUGGAAGAAACCAUUGCUGAGGAAACGCCGUCCCAGGAUGAAGAGGAGGGUGUAUCUGAUGUGGAGAGUGAGAGGAGCCAGGAACAGCCAGAUAAAACAGUAGAUAUAAGUGAUUUGGCCACCAAGCUCCUGGAUAGUUGGAAAGACCUAAAGGAGGUAUAUCGAAUUCCAAAGAAAAGUCAAACUGAAAAGGAGAACACAAUAACUGACCGAGGAAGGGAUGCUGUUGGCUUCAGAGAUCAAACAGCUGCCCCAAAGACUCCUAACAGGUCAAGAGAGAGAGACCCAGACAAGCAAACUCAAAAUAAAGAGAAAAGGAAACGAAGGGGCUCUCUCUCACCACCUUCUUCUGCCUAUGAGCGGGGAACAAAAAGGCCAGAUGACAGAUAUGAUACACCAACUUCUAAAAAGAAAGUACGAAUUAAAGACCGCAAUAAACUUUCUACAGAGGAGCGUCGGAAGUUGUUUGAGCAAGAGGUGGCUCAGCGGGAGGCUCAGAAACAACAGCAGCAGAUGCAGACGCUGGGAAUGACGUCUCCACUGCCCUAUGACUCUCUUGCUUACAAUGCCCCUCAUCACCCCUUUGCCGGCUACCCACCAGGUUAUCCCAUGCAGGCCUAUGUGGAUCCCAGCAACCCUAAUGCUGGGAAGGUGCUCCUUCCCACACCCAACAUGGACCCUGUUUGUUCUCCUGCUCCUUACGAUCAUUCUCAGCCCUUGGUGGGACAUUCUACAGAGCCCCUUGCUGCCCCUCCACCCGUGCCAGUGGUGCCCCAUGUGGCAGCCCCUGUGGAAGUUUCCAGUUCACAGUAUGUGGCCCAAAGUGAAGGUGUGGUACAUCAAGACUCCAGCGUCACCGUCUUGCCAGUGCCAGCCCCAGGCCCAGUCCAAGGACAGAAUUAUGGUGUUUGGGAUUCAAACCAACAGUCAGUCAGUGUCCAGCAGCAGUAUUCUCCUGCACAGUCUCAAGCAACCAUAUAUUAUCAAGGACAGACUUGCCCAACUGUCUAUGGUGUGACGUCACCCUAUUCACAGACAACUCCACCAAUUGUACAGAAUUAUGCCCAGCCAAGUCUUCAGUAUAUCCAGGGACAGCAGAUUUUCACAGCUCAUCCACAAGGAGUGGUGGUCCAGCCAGCCGCGGCCGUGACGACAAUAGUUGCACCAGGGCAACCUCAGCCCUUACAGCCACCUGAAAUGGUAGUGACAAAUAAUCUUCUGGAUCUGCCACCCCCCUCUCCUCCCAAACCCAAAACCAUCGUCUUACCUCCCAACUGGAAGACAGCCCGAGAUCCAGAAGGGAAGAUUUAUUACUACCAUGUGAUCACAAGGCAGACUCAGUGGGAUCCUCCUACUUGGGAAAGCCCAGGAGAUGAUGCCAGCCUUGAGCAUGAAGCUGAGAUGGACCUGGGAACCCCAACAUAUGAUGAAAAUCCCAUGAAGACCUCAAAAAAGCCUAAGACGGCAGAAGCGGACACCUCCAGUGAGCUGGCUAAGAAAAGCAAAGAAGUAUUCAGAAAAGAGAUGUCGCAGUUCAUCGUCCAGUGCCUGAACCCUUACCGGAAACCCGACUGCAAAGUGGGAAGGAUCACCACAACUGAAGACUUCAAACACCUCGCUCGCAAGCUGACCCACGGCGUGAUGAACAAGGAGCUGAAGUACUGUAAGAACCCUGAGGACCUGGAGUGCAAUGAGAACGUGAAACACAAAACCAAGGAGUACAUUAAGAAGUACAUGCAGAAGUUUGGGGCUGUUUACAAACCCAAAGAGGACACUGAAUUAGAGUGACUUGUGGGGCCAGGGUGGGAGGAUAGGUGAGCAGGUGGGACAGGCUCGGCAGAAGUACCCUGCGGGCCCGCUGCCCCCCCCCCCCCCC